AUCACCGGCUGGGGGGACACCGGAGGGACCGUCCCGGGGAGGGGGUCCCGGGGGGUCCCGGUGCGAUGGCGGCGCCCCGCAGCCGCUCCGUUUUCCUCGCAGCCCAGGACCCUGCGCUCCUGCACGGGCUGUCCCUCGUCACCCGCUUCGCCUCGGCAGGGCACGGGCAAGCUGCUGCCAGCCCCGGCGAGGAGAAGGGCGGCGGGGUGCCCGAGGUGCCCGAGGGGAUGUGGUGCUCAGCCUGCGCCCAGCGCUUCGGCAGCCGGGAGGAGCAGAUCGAGCACUACCGUCUCGACUGGCACCGCUUCAACCUGAAGCAGCGGCUCCUGGGGCGCCGGACGCUGCCCAUGGAGGUGUUUGAGGAGAAAACCAGCGCAGGUGACAUUUCCAGCAUCUCGGGGUCUGAUUCAGAGAGCUCUGAUGCAAGCAGCGAGUCAGAACUGCAGCCCCCUGCCAGCAGCAGCCCCGGGACCCCCCAGCUGCCCCGCUCCCACAAGGUGCUGCUGCGCAACGCCAGCGGCCAGCUCAUCUCCGCCUACCGCUGCGUGCUGAGCACUGGGAAGGGUGGCAGUGAGGAGCCAGAGGAGUUGACAGCGUCACUGCAGAGCCUCAGCACAAACACGUGCUGGGUUGUGCUGAUGAUGGGUGGCGGGCACUUCGCAGGAGCUGUGUUCCGAGGCCCCCAGGUGCAGGAACACAAGACCUUCCACCGCUACACAGUGCGAGCCCGGCGGGGCACAGCCCAGAGCCUCCGGGACGCCCAGACCCCAGGGUCAGCACCCAGGUCGGCUGGAGCCUCCCUGCGGCGUUACAACGAGGCUGCGUUGCUCAAGGAUAUUCAGGACCUGCUGGCAGCCUGGGCACAGCACCUGAAGGAGGCUCAGCGCAUCUUCCUCCGGGCCCCCCGUCACAACCGGGCGCUGCUCUUUGGCGGCAGGAACCCCCCGCUCAGCCGGGGCGACCCCCGCAUCUGCCACAUCCCCCUCAGCACCCGCAGGGCCACCCUGCGGGAGGUGCUGCGAGUUCACGCCGCGCUGGCCACCCUGCAGGUGUACGGGAAGGACACGCCACUGGAGGACAUCAUCGGGUCCCCCCGGAAAGGGUGGCAGAAGCAGCAGCGGGCAGCUGAGACGGAUCCCCUGCAAAAGGACGCAAGUGCCCUUGUCCUUUCAGCCCCAGAGGAUGAGGUAGAAGAGGAGGAAGAGAGCCCUGCAGGGGAACUGGAGACUGUGGAAGUGACUUUGGGGACCUUAGACCUCCGGGAGUUCGAAGUGAUGCCCAAGCGAAACCGCAAACGGAGGAAGAAGAGGAACAAGAAAGUGGAGAAUGGGCCCCACGCUGAGGAGACGGGAUGCUCUGAUACCCAGGGUGGGCAGCCAGGCCCGGAGCUGGUGGCAGAGCUGCAGGAAGAGGCUGGGGCUGAGCCCCUUCCCUGGGCUGGAGGAGACCCUCAGACCCAGCUCCGCGAUACCCUGUUCACAGCCUGCAAGACAGGGGAUGUGGGGACACUACAGCACCUCCUAGGUGUGCCAGAGAGCAGGGCCCCCUUGGGAGACAGCGAGGACGGGGAGGAUACACAGCACCUGGAUCUGCCCUGCUCCCUGCUCAACCAGCCCUUGGACGAGCACGGCUUCACCCUGCUUCACGUGGCUGCGCGUGCGGGAAAGGCUGAGGCUGUGCGCCUGCUGCUGGAAGCAGGAGCUGACCCUGCGCUCAGAGACCGUCAGGAGAGGACCCCCUACUGUGUCUCUGCUGACAAACCGACCCGCAACACCUUCCGCAAAUUCAUGGUGGACCAUCCAGACAAGUACGACUACAGCCGUGCCAAGGUGCCAGGACCCCUGACCCUGGAGAUGGAGGCCAAAAAACUGGAGAAAAAGCGGGCCCAGAAAGCCCAGCGGAAGCAGAGGGAGCAGGCGCAGCGGGAGGAGCGGCAGCGCUGGGAGCAGGAGGAGGGGGAGAAGCAGCGGUUUGCAGCCCUGUCCGACAGGGAGAAGAGGGCCCUGGCUGCUGAGCGGAGGCUGGCCGAACAGAAGCAGGAUGGUGGCACAACCAUUUCCAACAUCAGUCGCUGCUGGCACUGCGGGGAGUCCCUGCUGGGCCGGGUUCCCUUCCACUACCUCGACUUCUCCUUCUGUUCCACGGCCUGCCUGCAAACCCACCGGCGGGCCCGGGCUGGCCACACGUAACGCUGGGGACAGCUGCCAUCUGCCAAGGACCAAGGUGGUGGAAGCACAGCUGAGCACUGGCGUUGCACCGGAGAGCCAUGGAGCAGCGCCGGUCAGGGACUGAGCUGGUCACAUCACGCUGCAGUAACUCUGGUGGGAGUGGGCACCGCAGCAUGAGUGUUGCUCAAGGUGGGGAUUCAGGGCACGUUACACCAGGGUGGCCUGGCUGCGUUGGUGCACAGGGCCAGUGCUCUUUUGGGGCCUGGCCCUGGCCGGGCAGUCCUGCUGCCUGCUUUUCUCAUGGCUACCUUGCAGCUGCUGCCUGUGGCCAGAGGACAGAUAGGGUUCUGAGCUCUCAUGCCUGCAGGCACCCUCAAGGCUGUGCUUUACCCUUCCCUCUCCUAAAUGCCACUGGAUCUCAGCCGUAUCAUGUUGUUAGUAACUACCUCUUCCGCCUGCAUUGUCAAUAAAGAGGUGCCUUGAAGGCUG
This is a messenger RNA of Oxyura jamaicensis (ruddy duck), 2657 nucleotides long. It is a transcript of the gene ANKZF1, whose product is annotated as ankyrin repeat and zinc finger peptidyl tRNA hydrolase 1. Bases 66 to 2189 code for a protein of 707 amino acids. The record is from RefSeq and is a predicted model, not a curated record. NCBI's taxonomy places the organism in Eukaryota, Metazoa, Chordata, Aves, Anseriformes, Anatidae. Gene Ontology annotation, molecular function: protein binding. The transcript is spliced from 15 exons.